CCCAUAGUAUAAACUAUAAACCCUUCCUUAGUUCCUUCAAUCACGCGCUUACACAGUUACGCACCUCUCUCUCCAUCUCUCUCAUUCGAAAAAUGCACCGACAAUCGCUAGGCUCACCAAACUCAAAGCUCCACACUAAUGGAGUCCUCAUCGCACCUAAUGAUAUAAUCGAACUCACCGCAGAUGACCUCAAAACAAAGCACCAGCUAUCUUCUCAGCUCGUCGCCGGUGACGACGACGAAGAGCUCCGCAAGUCACAGAAGCCACAGAAAUCACCUGAAAAGCUUAUCCAUAUCAUCCCGAUGCUCAUCAUCUUCUGCUUCCUCAUCCUCUAUCUUACUUCUCACGAUCCUUCUCAAGGUGUUAAUAAUUUGAAAGGCUUCAAACGGAAUUCAAAGCCCGUAGAAAUAUCGUCGGAGAUUGAUGAUUUGAGAGGAGUGUCGGCGAUUGAGAAAAGCGGCGUUUUGGCGGUUCGGAGCUUGCAGGAGGAGGAGAUUUAUGAGAUGAAACGCAGCCGAAUUAAUCGGAAACUCGGUGAUUUCUAUUGUUUAAUUUUAAAGGAUGAAUUUGUAGAAGAGGCCGAGAGGGUGGAGAAGCGCCGGAUUUCAUUAGAUGUGGCAUUGAUGAUUGGAGUCCAGCUGUGUACUAUCCGACCGUUACUGCCACCCAGACUGCCAGCUGUAAAUUAGUGGUGCAGAAUUCAACUGUCCUCUUCCCUUUGACCAAGUGUAGUCAGUAAUUAAAUAUCGUAUGGUAUUGGUGUUUAUAUAAGUUCAUAUGGUAUGAAAUUGCUGCAUUCAUCUUGUUCCAUAUGUGGUUCCCUGGUUAGUGGUUCCUCCAGUUCUGUUGGUUAAUACUUGUUUGCAUCUAUCGAAAAGUUGUCACCGGACCAGAGAUAACAGUCCAGAGUUCUAGUCUUCUGAGUAUUUAGGGAUUGUUUGGGUUAAUUUAAAUUAUUAUUAUUA
Molecule: messenger RNA, 965 nt
Organism: Daucus carota subsp. sativus
Lineage: Eukaryota; Viridiplantae; Streptophyta; Magnoliopsida; Apiales; Apiaceae
Exons: 4
Coding region: 93-689 (198 amino acids)
Source: RefSeq, a predicted model, not a curated record